Zeugodacus cucurbitae (melon fly) is the source of this 898-nucleotide messenger RNA. RefSeq names its product protein TEX261. The record is from RefSeq and is a predicted model, not a curated record. The coding region runs from base 143 to 736 and encodes 197 amino acids. NCBI's taxonomy places the organism in Eukaryota, Metazoa, Arthropoda, Insecta, Diptera, Tephritidae. Gene Ontology annotation, cellular component: COPII-coated ER to Golgi transport vesicle; endoplasmic reticulum membrane; Golgi membrane. The transcript is spliced from 4 exons. Gene Ontology annotation, molecular function: COPII receptor activity. Gene Ontology annotation, biological process: endoplasmic reticulum to Golgi vesicle-mediated transport.
UCCACAAACAAUCAGAAAAUAGGCGGGUGGGUGACGUUUAUCUUUGCAUUGUUUUCCUAAUAAACAAAAUUUCCAAUUUCUCGAAAAGUAUCAACUGUAUAGAAUAAUAAAUAAAAACACACACUGUUGAGUUAAAUACAAAAUGUCUUUUUUGUAUAUACUGAGUUGGAUAUCGACGGCAAUACACAUUGUUUUCAUCACAAUAUCGAUUGCGGCGGGUUUAUACUAUGUCGCCGAAUUGGUGGAGGAGUACACACAAACUGCCCGCAAGCUAAUCACCAUGAUGAUUAGUGCAACGGUAUUUGUGUACAUAUUGUUUAUGUUCUUUGACAAUUUACCGUGGAAGAUGAUAAUAUGUGGGCUUAUAGCGCAAAUAUUCCACGGACUAAUCAUGAGCAAUUUCCCAUUUGUACGAUUCCUGUCAUUUCCUUUUAUUGCGGCAGUUGUAUUCCUGAUUAUUAAUCAUAUGUUGGCCUUCCAGCAUUUCAUAAGCUUCUACUACCCCUUCGUUGAAGUUUUAGCAUAUUUCACAAUAUGUCUGUGGUUGGUGCCAUUUUCACUAUUUGUGUCAUUAAGUGCAAACGACAAUGUGCUGCCGACGACGGUUAAUGACAGUAUGGGCAGUCAAGAUGUGGUUACGAAUUACUUCAGUCGUGGGAAGAAACAAGGGCUGCUAUCGCUUUUCAACUACGCAAAAGACAGUUUAUUACCCACAAGAAAUAAGAAAUCUUUUUGAGAAUUUCCUUCACUUAAACACAAAUAUUUUUAAUGUACAUAGGUAAAUUCUUGAAAAUGUGGACUGUAACCAAAACAUUUUUUGUUAAGGUGGAAAAGCUUGGUAAUUGAAUAAUUUAUUAUAUUUGCUAAAUAAAAAGAAAUUAUAGAAUUUACACUGAAA